Symphalangus syndactylus (siamang) is the source of this 12289-nucleotide messenger RNA. RefSeq names its product potassium voltage-gated channel interacting protein 4 (gene KCNIP4). The record is from RefSeq and is a predicted model, not a curated record. Lineage: Eukaryota; Metazoa; Chordata; Mammalia; Primates; Hylobatidae. Gene Ontology annotation, molecular function: potassium channel regulator activity; calcium ion binding. Gene Ontology annotation, biological process: regulation of potassium ion transmembrane transport. Gene Ontology annotation, cellular component: voltage-gated potassium channel complex.
GUGUAUUUUUAUUUUCUUUUAAGUAUGAUGUAAGCAUCCGUCUCUGACUCUCAGGGCUCUCCCUCAGCUAAACACAUCUGCUCCCAUCUUCUGUAACAACAAUAAUGAGGACUUCAGACAGAGUUUUAGGUGGGUGGGGUCUCAUCAGUGGAGCCUCACCUCUACCUGGUGCACAUUUCCAAUGGACUAUUUGUCCAAAAUCUACACGUGUGUCAUAAACACUUUUCCUUACCUCUGAACACUCAUGAAUAACAAACAGUGGCUUUCCUUAAAACCGCAACCAAAGAAUAGUUCAAUCUCAUCUUUUAGAAAAAAUUUCACUUCUUCGGCCCUCCAAGAUGUUUUGUUUUACUUUUUAAAGCUCAUAAUCUGUAUUUAGUAGAUACUUCUGUAACUCUAUUUACAUGUAAAUAUUUGUUCACAUUGUCACACUCAAUACCAAGGUGAUACAGAAUCCUCAUAUCUAUCAAUGGUUUAGUCUUCAUUGUGUGACAUUAGACUAUGGCAGAAAGCCUCAACAAUGGCAUCAUUUAGGCAUUACCUAAAAUGUUUAUCGUAUGGUUUGUGGUCGAUUUAGACCUAGCCAUACUAAAAGAGGACUUCUUAUGCCAGUAGGGUUGAUUUUGACUUGCCUUGUAUUCACGGAGCUAUAACCAAAGUCGAUACAAACAUUGGUAGUGUCAUGGCAUGCUCUUUACUCAUUGAAGUAGGGGAACAGCUUCUGGAAUAAUAAUGGACCUGGCACUGGGGAGUUCCUCCCUAAUGGACAGUAGCGAGUCUGAUAUUUUAUCAAGAUCCACUUUUAAAACCUGUGACUUUGCCGUAAGGCUCUGCUCUGCUUCUCUUUGCGCCCCAUGGUGUGCUAUUUUUAUGCUGCACAUGUUUAAUUUUGCAACUUGUGACAAUUUGAAAGGCAUAACAAUGUCUGUUCCCACUGAGAUAUAGAGAAUACACCAAGAUGUUUUGAGAGGAGCAGUCUUUGCGAGCAAACUCCAUUGUGAGAAGAGUCUUCUUGGGAAUCACUACACUCCUCAUUCCUUGAAGGGAAGCCAACCUUCUUCCCUUAAUCAAUCAGUCACAUUUAUUUUUCCAUUCUAAGAAGCAAUGAGUAUCAUCUAAGUGCAUUUAAGAUUUCACAUAUUUGGACUUUGGCCUUCUCUAAAAGAGCUGCUCUGAAAAACAUUUCCUCCAAAAUGCAAUUAGGAGAAAUAUAUCUUGAAAUGAGCCUACACUUCUAUGUCCUUCUGUAACUUAUUUCACAUGGCCAGUAGUUGCUUGUGGAAUCAUCACUCAUCAAGGAACCUUUUGUUCUUAUCACAUGAUGAGCCGGUUUGCAUUUAAACUAAAUUUUUCUGUAACUUUACUGUUAGGAAUUUUAGUAGUCCCCUUACCAUGAGCCAAAACUGAUUUCAUCUAGAAAACCUUUAAGCCCUUAUGAGCUGUUCACUUAUAUUUCUUUGUAAAUGACAGUGGCUUUGCUCAAACAUCUCUGAAAUAUUAAAGACAUCUGUUAUUAUUGAACAUGCAACUCUUGAUUCUUGAUAUUGCUGCUAGUGGUAGUUAUAUCUAAUCCAAAUUAGCUGAUCAUUAAAAGAACAUUUUUGUUUUCUAAUACUCUGUGAUAUUUGUGUAGUUCUCUUCCUAAUUAUGUUUUGUGUUUUCCCAAGGAUAGCAUUAAACAACAUUAUUUUCCCUGCAUACUCCCCAACAACACAUAGAUACAGGCAGUGGGAUCCUUGCACACAUCCAACACAAUUGGUGAUUAGUAAUUACUUUCCCUAGAGAAAAUAUUGAUCAUACUGGUGGUCUAGGCUUCAAUGUGAAAAAUGAACCUUCUACAGAGGGCUGAUUUUGAGAAGGUUUUUCAAACAGAUUGAUUUGUGGAAUAUUAGCUGACUGUCCAGGGUCUACAGAAAGUUACAUAUACAGAGAAAGCACUUACGUGCACAUUCCAGGUAUCUACAUGGGUCUCUUUUACACCACCUUCAAAUUUUACUCAAACAUCAUCCCUUUCUCAUGAGGACUUUUGUUAUCACCUUGCUUUACAUGCCCUGCCAUCCCUUCCCUCCAUUUGACAUGCUCAGUGUCCCUUUGCCUGUUCUGUUGUUACUUUCCCCGUUCCCCAUUAUAAGCUCCAUGAGACACCAAUUUUGUCUGUUGGAUUCACUCGUGUAUAUUCAGCACCUAAAACAGUAGUGCAUAGAAGGGGCUCAAAAGGUAUUUUUAAAAUUUUAUUUAUUAAAUUUUUCAUUAAAUUUUUAUUUGCAUAUAAUUGUAGAUUAGCAUGGAAUUAUAAGCAAAUAAUACAGAGAGAUGCAGUGUACAAUUUACUCAGUUUUCUGCAGUGGUGACAUCUUACAAAACUAUAAUAAAACAUCACAACUCAGAUAUCAACAUUGAUACAAUAAGGACACAGAAGACUUCCAUCACCUCAAGGAUCUGCCAUGUUGCACUUUUAUGGCGAAUGCACUUCUUUCUGCCCCCACCCUUUGCUUAAUCCCUGGCACCCACUAAGCUGUUCUCCACUUUUAUAAUUCUGUCAUUUUGAGAAUGUUAUAUGAAUGGAAUCGUGGUAUGUAAUCUUUUGAGACUUGCAUUUUCACUCUGUGUAAUUCCCUUGAGAGCUAUCCAAAUUGUGUCUAUCACUAGUUCAUUCCUUUUUAUUACUGUCUAGUAUCACAUGGUUUGGACAUAUACAAUUUCUUUAACCAUUCACCCAUUAAAGGGCAUCUAGGUUGUUUCUAGGUUAAGACUAUGACAAGUCAAAAUGCUAUAAGCAUCCAUGUACAGGUUUUUGUGUGAAAAUAAAUUUUUAUUUCUCUGGGAUAAAUGCUCGGGAGUACAAUUGCUGGGUUUUGUAGAUGAUGUAUGUUCAGAAUUUUAAGACACCACCAGACUGUUUGCCAGAGUGACGGUAACAUUUUACAUUUUCACUGUCCAUGUAUGAGUGAUCCAGUUUUUCUGUGUCCUUGCCAACAUUUGGUCUUGACACUAUUUUUGAUUUUAUGUUAGCCAUUCUAAUAGAUGUGUAGUAAUAACUCAUUGUAGUUUUAGUCUACAUUUCAAUAAUUACUAAUGCUAUUAAAUAUCUUUUCAUGUGCUUACUUGCCCUCUGUUUUACCUUUGUGGUGAAAUGACUCUCCAUGUUUUUUGCUCAUGUUCUAAUUGGAUUGUGUGCUUCUCUAUUGUUGAAUAUUCAAAGUUUUUAUAUAUUCUAGAUGCAAAUCCUUUGUCAGAUAAGUGGUUUGCAGAUUUCACUUUCACUCUGUAUGUUGUCUCUUCAUUGUCUUGACAGGGUCUCUGAUGAGUGAAAGUAUUAAACUUUGAUGCCAUCUAAUUUAUUAAUUUCUCCUUUUAUGGCUCAUGUUUUUGGAAUAUAUACUAAUUGAAAACAUCUGUUUUACCAGCAAUGAAUAUUGCUAAAGACUCUGCCUAGCCCUAGAUUCUGAAGAUUUUCUUCUUUUUUUUUUUCUAAAACUUUAACAGUUUUACAUUUUACAUUUAAGCCUGUGAUGUAUUUUGAGCUAGUAUUUAUACAAGGUGUGAGAUCUUCUCCAAGGUUGGGUUCUUGCCUAUGGAUGUCUGUUUGCUCCAGCAUCACUGUUGAAAGGCUGUCUUUCAUCUAUUGAAUAGCUGCUCUUGCAUCUUUGUCCAAAUUAGGUGUGCAUAAUUGUGUGGCUCUGUUUCUGCAUUUUCUACUCUGUACCACUGAAUCAUGUGCUCAUCUGUUGUUCUAACCAUACCUCACAAACUUGAGAACUGCAGCCAUAUAAGUCUCAAAAUCAUUCUACCUGAUUUCAAGACUUACUUUUCAAAGUUGUGCUGGCUAUUCUAGUUCCUUUGUACAUCUAUAUACAUUUUUGAAAAAUCUUGUCUAUAUUCGAAAAGUCUUGUUGUAAUUUUGCUUGCAGUUGCAGUAAAGAACUGACAUCUUUAUUGUGUUUUAUUUAAAUCAUCUUUUUAUUUUUUUAUCAUAGUUUUUGUAAUUUUUAGCACACAAGUCUUGUAUAUGUUUUGUUUGACACACACCAAAGUAUUUCAUUUUUUGAGUCAUUGUAAAUGAUAUUGUAUUUUAAAUUUUAGUGCCCAUAUGUUCAUUGCUAGUACAACAGAUUUUUUUCAAGUAGUAUAAUUGAAUAUUUAGCUAGUAUCCUAUGACAUUCCUGAAGACCCUAAUUUAUACUAGAAAUUUUAAUUUUUCCACCUAUGAGUGAGAACAUGUGGUGUUUGGUUUUUUGUCCUUGCGAUAGUUUGCUGAGAAUGAUGGUUUCCAGCUUCAUCCAUGCGCACAUGCACCCUAAAACUUAAAGUAUAAUAAAAAAAAGAAAUUUUAAUUUUUAUAGAUUCCUUCGGUUUUGUAUAUAGAAAAUAAUCUUAGCAAAUGGAAAGAUUUUAUUUAUUUCUUUACAAUCUGUAUGCCUUUAAGUUUCUUUUCUUAUCUCAUUAUACUGGCUAGCACUUCCAACACUAUGUUGAAUAACAUUGGUUGAAGCACUUUUUUGUCUUGAGCCUUAUCUUUGGGUGAAAACAUUCAGCCUUUCACCAUUAAUCAUAAUGUUACUCGUAGGUUUUUGUAGAUGUUCUUUAUCAAAGUAAAGCAGUUUGUCUAUUCCUAUUUCUUGGAUUUUUUUUUAAUCAUGAAUGAGUUUUGAAUUUUGUCAUAUGCUUUUUUUGCAUCAAUGAAUAUAAUCAUGUGAUUUUUUUUGUGGGGGCCUGAUAAUAUGAUGUACUACUUUGAUUUUUUUAAUACUGAACCAGGCUUGCAUCCCCAGAAUGAACUCUACCUGAUUAUAAUAUAUAUUUCUUUUUAUAUAUUGCUAAUUUCUCUUUGAUAAUAGUUUGUUUAGGAUUUUGGAGUCCAUACUUGUAAGAGAUAUUUGUCUGUACUUUACUUUUCUGUGAUAUUGUCUUUCUCUAGUUUUUGUGUCAGGCCAAUACUGUAUUCAUAAAAUGAAUUAUGAAGUAUUAACUCUUGUCUAUUUUCUGGAAGAGAUUGUGAAGAAUUAGUGUUAAUUCUUCUUUUGAUGUUUGAUAGAAUUCUCCAGUGAAACCAUGUGGUCUGAAGGUUUUUUUUAUGGAAAAUUUUAUAAAUUGUAAAUUAAAUUUACUUACUUAACAGGUAUAAAGCUAUUCAAAUUAUCUAUUUAAUCUUUGGUGAAUUGUUUUAGUUUGUAAUUUUUAAGGAAUUUUUCCAUUUCAUCUAAUUCACGAAAAUAAUGUUGUAGGGUUGUUUGUAGUAUUCUUCUCUUAUGGAAUGAAUAUUUGUUUUUCCUGCUCACAAAUUUAUAUGUAAAGUCCUAACCUCUCAAUGUGGUUUUAUUUGGAGUUGUGACAUUUGGAGGUCAUUAGGUUUUGAUAAGGUCAUGAGGGUAGUGUGCUCAGGAUAGAAUUAGUGUCCUUAUAAGAGGAGGAAGAUACCACCUCUCUCUUUCUCCUCCGUGUGAGGAUGCAGAGAGAAGACAGCACUCUACAAGGUAGAAAGAGGGCGCUCACCAAAAUCAGAAUAUUCUGGCACCUCGAUCUUGGACUUCUCAGUCUUCAGAAUUGUGAGAAAUUAAUGUCUGUUGUUUUAGCCACCCAGACUGUGGUAUUUUGUUGUAGCAGCCUCCAUUGACCAACAUAUCUAUUAUCCUUUUGACAUUUGUAGGAUUUCUAGUUUUAUCUCUCAUUUUAAAAAGUAGUUUUAGUAGGCUGGGCAUGGUGACUCACUCCUGUAAUCCCAGCACUUUGGGAGGCCAACGCGAGCAGAUCACCUGAGGUCAGGAGUUUGAGCCCAGCCUGGCCAACAUGGUGAAACCCUGUCUCUAUUAAAAAUAUAAAAAUUAUCUGGGCAUGGUGGCAGGCACCUGUAAUGCCAGCUACUCAGGAGGCUGAGGCAGGAGAAUCGCUUGAACCCAGGAGGUAGAGGUUGCAGUGAGCCAAGAUCAUGCCCCUACACUCAGCCAGGGUGACAGAGUGAGACUCCAUCUCAAAAAAAUAAAACAACAACAAAAAUGUAUUUUUAAAUGAAUUAAAACAUCCAUCUUAAUUUUUUAGUACAUUAUAGAUAUCUAAAUUCUAAUAGAUCUAAAGCAGAUCUUUUGAUUCUCUUAACCCUAGAAGACUACACACGGUAUUAAUUUGUAUUUAUUUAUAUUUUUAAGUUUUUAACUGGCAAAUAAUACUUGGCAUAUAUUUAUGGGGUACAAUAUGAUGUUUCGAUAUAUAUGGUUAUUGCAGAAAGAUUAAAUCAAGAUGAUUAACCAUUUGAUUAUCUCACCUACUUAUCUUUCUGUGGUGAGAAUGGUUAAAAUCUAAUCUUUUCACAAUUUUGAAAUAUACGUUAUUAGCAGCUGUGGUCAUCGCGUUGUACAAUUGAUCAAUAAAAUGUAUUCUUCCUGUUUAGCUGAAACUUUGUAACCUUUGACCAACGUUUUUCCUUUUUCCAUCAGCCCUUCCCUCUCGUCCUCUGGUAAAUACCGUUCGACUCUUUGUUCCUAUGAGUUCACCUUUUCUAGAUUCCACAUAUAAGUGAGAUCAUACAAUAUUCGUUGUUCUGCGCCUGGCUUAUUUAACUUAGCAUAAAACAUCCUUGAGUUUCUUCCAUAUUAUCACAAAUGAUAGAAUUUCCUAAUUUGUAUAAGGCUGAAUAUUAUUUCAAUGUGUAUAUAUACCACAUUUUUUUAUUCACUCAUUUGUUGAUGAACACUUAGGUUGCUUCCGUAUCUUGGCCAUUAUGAAUCAUGAUGAAAUGAACAUGGAAAUGCAGAUAUCUUUUUGACAUACUAAUUUAAUUUUUUAUAUAUAUCCCCAGAAGUAGUUUUGACAAAGGUGCCCAGAACACACCAUGGGGAAAGGACAGUGUCUUCAAUAAAAGGUGUUGGGAAAACUAGAUAACCAUAUGUAGAAGAAUGAAACUGGACCUUUGUCUCACAUCAUAUACAAAAAUAUUAACUCAAAAUAGAUUAAAUACUUAAAUGUAAAACCUGGAACUGUGAUACUACUGAAAUAUAGGGGAAAAGCUUCAGGACACUGGUAUGGACAAUGAUUUAUCAUAUAUGACCCCAAAAGCACAGACAACAAAAGCAAAAAUAGAGAAAUGAAAUUGCAGCAAACUAAAAAGCUUCUGCACAGCAAAAAACAAAACAACAACAAAAACACAGUGAAGAGAUAACCCACAGUUGGCAGAAAAUAUUUGCAAACCAUACAUCUGAUAAAGGGUAAUAUCCAAAAUAUGUAAGAAACUCAAAUAGCUCAAUAGCAAGAAAACAAAUAAUGCAUUUAAAAAAUGGGCAAAGGACCUGAACAGGCGUUUCUCAAAAGAAGACAUACAAAUGACCCACAAGUUCCUGAAGAAACAUUCAACAUCCCUAAUCAUCAGGUAAAUACAAACUAAAAUCACAAUGAUCUAUCACUGCACAUCUAUUAGAAUGGCUAUUAGCCAAAAGACAAAAGAUAACAAGUAUCCUAAGAGUGCAGAGAAAAGGGAACCCGGGUAUACUGUUAUUGGGAAAGUAAAUUAUAAUAGUACAGCUAUUUUAGAAUACAGUAUGGAGGAUCUCAAAAAACUCAGAAUUAUCAUAUGAUCCAGCAAUCCCAUAGCAUGUCUAUGUCAGCAACUCAUUAAAUUUACCCAUUCGGUUAUUCAUGUCCCAAACUAGUUCAUUCUUAAUUCUUUUCUUUCCCUCAUGUCCCUAUUCAGUGUACCAAACUGUACUGAUUCUGUUUUCAAUUAUAUCCAGAAACUGACUACCUAUAUUUCCACUCCUGCCCAUGCCACCAUUGUUUCUCACCUGGACCGCCGUGAUGCCCCCUCACGUGUGUUCCUUCUUCCACUCUUGCUCCCUAGGAGUUCAUCCUUUACAUAGCAGGCAGAUCACACAAGUCCCCUAUUCCCUAGAGUGGCUUUCUGGCAAAGAGACUGAAAUCUAAAUCCCUUACCCCAGCUAUAAGGCUUCACAUACUGUAGCCCCUGACUUUAUCCAUGAAAAUGUCUCCCAGAAGUCUCUCCUGGCUCAGCAUGUUUCAGCAGCCACACCCUUCUUUCUGUUGCUUAAGGAUGCCAGGCUCAUUCCCAGCUUGGGGUAUUUGCACAAGCUGUUUCCUCCACUCAAGGUCCCCUUUACCCUAAACAUCUCACGGUCAGUUCCUUCUUGUAAUUUAAACUCCUGCUUAACUUCUUUUCUUAGAGAUCUCUUUCCUGACCUCUCAACCUACUCACUUUCUAUUCUGCCAGCUGGUUUUAAUGUUCUCUCCUGGUUCAACAGCACUUACUUAUAUGGGGUAUGUUCUUAUUUAUUAUUUGAUAACUUGAUGUUUUCUUUGUUUAGGUGUAAGCUGCAUGAGAACAGAGGCUUUGCCUUUCUCAGUUACCACUGUGUUCCCAGCACAUAGAACCAUGUCUGUAACAUAAUAGGUGCUCAGUAUAUAAUUUCUAUAUCUCUGAAUAAAAGUGCUGUGCUUAAGGUUGUCCAUUCCCUAUCUUAUUUUACUCUCCAACAAGUAAAUAAAAUAUGCAUUCUAUUCCCACUUUUGUAGAUAAGGAAAUGGGGUGUUCAACUAAUUAAACCAAGUGUUGAACUACAAUUGUGUAUUUCUUCUGCCUAUUUCAAACUUAGGGAUGCCAUCACUCAUGGUAAAUGUGUAGGAGAAAGAACUUCAGAAAGCAUGUUGCUGAUUUUUGUGUAUGAGUCUAUUUAUAUCUUAAAUAAUUUCAGUUAAAGUUCUGAAAAUUCCUAGAAUGCAUGCUUUGUUAUUCCAUUUAAAUGGUUAGAAUGGUUAGAUCCCUGAGACUGGUGGGAAUGGGGAAGAGUUCUAGAAGAGAGUGAGUUUCCAUUCAAUGUGUUUCAGUCUAUGAGUCCAGGAGUGCUUCUUUCUUUAGUGUAGAAGAACAUAAUUUCAUAUGUAAUACUUUUGGGAAUUAUCAGUUUCAACUAGAAUUAUUGCAACUGUCAGAAAAAGAAGCCAAAAGGCCUGUCUAGGUAUUUAAAAUAUGGCCCCAUCUGUGCUAAAUCUCACAGAUAUAAUAUUUAUAUUUAUACAGAACAAACAAAAAUAAAAAAAAAAACUCUAGCAGUAUAAAUUAAGAGUGUAGACAAAUCCUGAAAACUGCCUAUGGCACUUAAGAAUUCAGGAAAACCACUUUUUCAGAGAAGGCAAUCCUGUAGUUUUCUGGCUUUCACAGCAACUGCCUCUAUCCCAAUGUCUUAAAAGGAAAGUACUUUGUGAAAAUUGCAAAAAAGCUGAUUGGUAGGGAGAUGGUUGUGUUUGCCUUUUUGAAAUAUGAAGAAACUGAGGCACUUCUUUCUCUUUGGACAACGCAGCAAAUUAGUUUUGGAGCUCUGUUGCCUGGAGGCAAAGUAGAGGGCUUAAGAUUUGUGGUUUCUAGGCUACUGUGUUUUAAAGGAGACAAUUAUGUAUCCUAAUUUCCAAAUACCUGAGCCUGCGCUGUGCAGAAAAUGUAGCCAGUUUUAAGAAACAGCUUGUUUUCUACCUCUCAGCCCAUGAAGAAGAAUACAUUUAUCCCUGACAAAAUAGCAUUGUCCCCAUUUGGUGGUAAAUCGUCAAGUCUGUUCAGAAUCAGGGUCAGCUUCUCAAAUGAGCCUUUCCCCCAUGUAGCCUUCCUGAAUCUGAUUAACAGUGUGUCAGGGAGUUGUCUGAUGUCUGACCUUGAGCAGCAUGCUUCCCUCUCCCCACCUCCUUUUUUUGGGAAUCAUUCAUUUUGUGCAGCCUCGGGCCCUGAGAUUCCUCCCUAGCAGGCUGGAGUGCACUCGCAGGUUCCCUUUAUUGGUAUCCGAAGGGUUUCAGACCCAGUGACCUGUCAUCUGUCUUCUCACCUGCUUACAUGCUGAUUCACUGAUGAGCUGGCAUCGCAGGCCCCGCCUCCCUCUGAAUGGUCUGUGAGGUUGCAACUGCUUCUGGAGAGGGGAUGCCGAGCAGAACCAGAGCUGGGUUACUACAAGUGUGAACCGGCAGCCUAUCUGUUGCCACAGAAGAACUUGGUCACCACACUGAGAAGCUGUGUUUUCUCACCUCCCUGUUACUGUUGUAGCUGUAUCUGGCUUCUCUAGCAUUUUAAAGGAAUUUCUGAUUGAGGCGUUAACAGCUAAUUCCACAGGAGUUGUAAGGCAGCCUGUGCAUAAACUGAGACAGAAGUUUCUCCUCAGAGACUGUCUUUUUUUUAUUAUUAUUAUUGGCAAAGACUUCUGGCUGUCCUCAGAGGAAUACCUUGUUGCUUAAGAUGAGUGGCUGUAGAAAGCGGUGUAAACGUGAAAUAUUGAAAUUUGCCCAGUACCUUCUCAGACUAUUAACAGGUUCUCUUCAUACAGACAGCGUGGAAGAUGAACUGGAGAUGGCCACCGUCAGGCAUCGGCCCGAGGCCCUUGAGCUUCUGGAAGCCCAGAGCAAAUUUACUAAGAAAGAGCUUCAGAUCCUUUACAGAGGAUUUAAGAACGAAUGCCCCAGUGGUGUUGUUAAUGAAGAAACCUUCAAAGAGAUUUACUCGCAGUUCUUUCCACAGGGAGACUCUACAACAUACGCACAUUUUCUGUUCAAUGCAUUUGAUACGGACCACAAUGGAGCUGUGAGUUUCGAGGAUUUCAUCAAAGGUCUUUCCAUUUUGCUCCGAGGGACAGUACAAGAAAAACUCAAUUGGGCAUUUAAUCUGUAUGACAUAAAUAAAGAUGGCUACAUCACUAAAGAGGAAAUGCUUGAUAUAAUGAAAGCAAUAUACGAUAUGAUGGGUAAAUGUACAUAUCCUGUCCUCAAAGAAGAUGCUCCCAGACAACAUGUUGAAACAUUUUUUCAGAAAAUGGACAAAAAUAAAGAUGGGGUUGUUACCAUAGAUGAGUUCAUUGAAAGCUGCCAAAAAGAUGAAAACAUAAUGCGCUCCAUGCAGCUCUUUGAAAAUGUGAUUUAACUUGUCAAAUAGAUCCUGAAUCCAACAGACAAAUGUGAACUAUUCUACCACCCUUAAAGUUGGAGCUACCACUUUUAGCAUAGAUUGCUCAGCUUGACACUGAAGCAUAUUAUGCAAACAAGCUUUGUUUUAAUAUAAAGCAAUCCCCAAAAGAUCUGCAUCCUUUUCAUAAUGCCACUGAGUUCACGGGAUGUUCUAACUCAUUUCAUACUCUGUGAAUAUUCAAAAGUAAUAGAAUCUGGCAGAUAGUUUUAUUGGUUCCUUAGCCAUGGGAUUAUUGAGGCUUUCACAUAUCAGUGAUUUUAAAAUAUCAGUGUUUUUUGCUACUCAUUUGUAUGUAUUCAGUCCUAGGAUUUUGAAUGGUUUUCUAAUGUAGUGACAUCUGCAUUUAAUUUCCAGAAAUUAAUUUUCAUGUUUGAAUGCUGUAAUUCCAUUUAUAUACUUUAAGUAAACAAGAUUACUACAAUUAACUACAAUUAAAAAAACGCAUAGUUCCAGUUUCUAUGGCCUUCCCACCUGUUAGAAAUUAAUUUUGUUAGAAAUUAAUCUGGCAUUUUUAAACAUUUAAAAAUUAGUUUAUCAGAUAUCAGCAUAUGCCUAAUAAAACUUAUGUUAAUAAGCAUUUAAUCUUCCAUAAUACAUUACAGCCAAGGCCUAUAUAAUAAUUUUGGAUUUGUUCAAUCUUACAGGCUGUUUUCUAUUGUAUCAUUAAGUGGAAGUUCAAGAAGGCAUCAAACAAAACAAGGAUGUUUACAGACAUAUGCAAAGGGUCAGGAUAUCUAUCCUCCAGUAUAUAGUAAUGCUUAAUAACAAGUAAUCCUAACAGCAUUAAAGGCCAAAUCUGUCCUCUUUCCCGACUUCCUUACAGCAUGUUUAUAUUACAAGCCAUUCAGGGACAAAGAAACCUUGACUACCCCACUGUCUACUAGGAACAAACAGCAAGCAAAAUUCACUUUGAAAGCACCAGUGGUUCCAUUACAUUGACAACUACUACCAAGAUUUAGUAGAAAAUAAGUGCUCAACAACUAAUCCGGAUUACAGUAUGCUUUAGCUCAUCAUAAUUCAGAUUAUUUUUAAUCAUCUUAGCCAAAACUGUAAAGUUGCCACAUUACUAAAGACACACACAUCGUCCCUGUUUUGUAGAAAUAACACAAAGAAAGACCAAGAGGCUACAGAAGGAGGAAAUUUGCAACUAUCUUUGCAACAAUAAAUCAGGUAUCUAUUCUGGUGUAGAGAUAGGAUGUUGAAAGCUGCCCUGCUAUCACCAGUGUAGAAAUUAAGAGUAGUACAAUACAUGUACACUGAAAUUUGCCAUCACGUGUUUGUGUAAACUCAAUGUGCACAUUUUGUAUUUCAAAAAGAAAAAAUAAAAGCAAAAUAAAAUGUUUAUAA